This is a messenger RNA of Pseudophryne corroboree (corroboree frog), 2880 nucleotides long. RefSeq names its product 4-aminobutyrate aminotransferase (gene ABAT). Gene Ontology annotation, biological process: GABA catabolic process. The transcript is spliced from 17 exons. The record is from RefSeq and is a predicted model, not a curated record. The coding region runs from base 384 to 1886 and encodes 500 amino acids. Lineage: Eukaryota; Metazoa; Chordata; Amphibia; Anura; Myobatrachidae. Gene Ontology annotation, molecular function: pyridoxal phosphate binding. Gene Ontology annotation, cellular component: mitochondrion.
UUGAUUGGACGGUGCGGUUGUCCUCACGUGGUGGCUGACAGUCCGGUCUGCUGGUUUCUGGGCGCAUCGUAUGUGCGAUAUCGGCGACUGUACAGAUCGCUCCGCUCUUGAUUGCUGUUUUCUCGGUCUGCUGAUCCGAUCUCGGGGAGUCCUCCGCCUCACACGCGGCUGGGAGCCUGCAGAGCGCACGCAGGAGAUUUCACAAGAGAGGAUGGCCUGCUACUAAACAGACGCUAGGAAGAUGGCUUCGAAUGACGAUUUCAGAAGCAUAUUCUCAAGCUCAUCUCCCUGUUCCGGCUAAUGUCUCUGCUCACUCUACACGUAAGAGAGAGUUGGGCGCUGAAUUGGUGGCUGCCUCUUUUCUGUGAAGCAAGUCUGGGGAAAUGGCAUCCAUGCUGCUCACCAGGCCUAUCGCACAGGCCCUGCAACACAAAUCCAGGUUAUCUGUACCAUUUUGCAGAUACAUAAGCCAAGCAGCAGCCAAAAAGAAUGUUGAUUUUGAGUAUGAUAGUCCAUUAAUGAAGACAGAAGUCCCAGGACCAAGGUCAAGAGAGUUGAUUAAACAGCUGAAUAGUAUCCAGAAUGCAGAUGCUGUGAACUUUUUUUGCAAUUAUGAAGAUAGUCGUGGAAACUAUCUAGUUGAUGUUGAUGGCAAUCGAAUGCUGGAUCUUUAUUCCCAAAUAUCGUCCAUUCCCAUUGGUUAUAACCAUCCGGCCCUAAUAAAGGUUUUACAGCAGCCCCAAAAUUUGAGCACAUUUAUCAACAGACCAGCUCUUGGCAUCCUGCCUCCGGAGAAUUUCACAGAGAAACUGGAGGAGUCCUUGUUAUCUAUUGGACCAAAAAGUUUGAAGCAAAUAAUUACAAUGUCCUGUGGAUCAUGCUCUAAUGAAAAUGCUUUUAAGUUAAUAUUUAUGUGGUACAGAAACAAAGAGCGGGGCCACAGUAGUGCAACAAAAGAAGAGUUGGAGACUUGCAUGGUGAACCAGUACCCAGGUUGUCCAGACUACAGCAUUUUGUCAUUUAUGGGUGGUUUUCAUGGACGAACUAUGGGUUGCCUAGCAGCAACACACUCUAAAGCUAUCCACAAAUUGGACAUUCCCUCUUUUGAUUGGCCUAUUGCUCCAUUCCCAAGACUUAAGUACCCACUGGAGGAGUUUGUUAGGGAAAACCAGGAUGAAGAGGCUCACUGCUUGGAAGAGGUGGAGGACUUAAUUGUAAAAUACAGGAAAAAGAAAAAGACGGUUGCCGGAAUUGUUGUUGAGCCAAUUCAGUCAGAAGGAGGAGACAAUCAUGCUUCCGAUGACUUCUUCAGGAAACUUAGAGACAUCACCAGAAAGCAUGGAAGUGCAUUUUUGGUGGAUGAAGUUCAGACAGGAGGUGGAUCCACUGGUAAAUUCUGGGCCCAUGAACAUUGGGGGAUCGAUGACCCAGCUGAUGUUGUUUCCUUCAGUAAGAAAAUGAUGACAGGAGGUUUUUUCCAUAAGGAAGAGCUCCGGCCGGAUGCACCUUUCCGAAUUUUCAACACCUGGCUUGGGGAACCAUCCAAAACACUUCUGUUGGCUGAAGUUAUAAAUGUAAUCAAGCGUGAAGAUCUUAUCAACAACGCUAUCCAAACUGGAAAGGUUCUUCUAGAUGGACUUCUCGAUUUCCAGGCUCGAUAUCCACAUCUGGUGAGCAGAGCUAGAGGUAGAGGUACAUUCUGUUCAUUUGACACUCCAAAUGAAGCAACUCGAGCCAAGCUGAUAUCACAAGCAAGAAACAAAGGUCUUGUGCUAGGAGGUUGUGGUGACCGGUCAAUCCGCUUCAGACCUACCUUGGUUUUCAAAGAGCACCACGCACAUCUGUUCUUGAACAUCUUCAAUGACAUCCUGGCCGAUUUCAAAUAGAUGUGAAUGCCGCUGAGCUGCCUUAGUCCAAAGGGAGGAGCAGAUCAUGAAAUAAAUUCUGUUUAUGAAACUCUACUACUAAAUACGCACCAUACAGGUUUAACUUCAGUGGAGUGAGAUUUUUGCUCUCAAGCCAAAACAUUGUACCCAUAAAAAGUUGUAAUGUGCCACAAUAUCUAUUUUCAUAGGAAAACAAUACUUUUUUUUCUAGUGUACAGCAUACAGUGUUAAGGGAUGUUAUGGAUAUAUGAAGUUCAUUAAUAUUGUUAAACAUUAGAGCAGUUCUGGAACACUGAGACUGUUGAAUUACAUUUUUUUUUCUCCUUUGUUCAUUUAUGUUAUUGUUUUGACAGUAUUAGAAAUAGGACAGUAACACAAUUUAACACAAAUUAAGGUUUAUUUAAAAAAAAAAAAAGUCAGAUCUGUGUUUGUGUUGUCUUAUUAAAGUAGCUAUUAAUCAAACCUAGUAGGAAUUCUUGGCCUCUUCAUCUUAUAGUGUUGCCAUGGUGAGAGUUUGUUCUGUAAGGUAAGUUUCCUAGAGUGUUUGGGUUUUGGUUAGCUAAUAGAUUAGAUAAAGUGAGGACGUAGUGGGCUAAAUGAAAGACUCCCUACAUUGUGUGUUUUUUGCACUUAAUACACUAACUUAACCUUAAUUGUAUUUGCAUGAUAUACUCUACAUGAAUAUCUUGUACAAAUAACUUUUAAAUGUAAUAGAAUAUCUAAAUGAAAAACUUUAAUUGAUCACAAAUAUUUUUGCACACAUUAACGUAUUGAGCCAUUUACAUAGAUUAUAUCCAGUUAUUUCGUCCUAAACCUGCAUUUUAAUGUGAAUUUUGUGCAGAGUUUUAGGUGGUAUGAAAUAACUGUUGUUUAUAGGAGUAGUCAUGCACCAAAGUACACAAUACAAGAAAUAUUUUGUUUAACCUCACAAUGAACCAUAGGUUUGGUUUAUUGGCCUUUUUAAUGUGAAAAUAAAAACUUUGUGACUGCCACA